Molecule: messenger RNA, 4245 nt
Organism: Pyricularia grisea
Lineage: Eukaryota; Fungi; Ascomycota; Sordariomycetes; Magnaporthales; Pyriculariaceae
Exons: 4
Coding region: 1-4245 (1414 amino acids)
Biological process (GO): proteolysis
Molecular function (GO): deNEDDylase activity; cysteine-type peptidase activity
Source: RefSeq, a predicted model, not a curated record
AUGAGCCCAUCAAAGCAUGCGCUGAGCCUUAAGCAGAUUACCCCGCUAUUCAGUCAACCCCAUGUUCAAAGCCAUCAGAACUUCUUGUCAUCGCUAGACAAGCACAAUAAAAUACAAAGAGCUAAACUCUGCCGAAUAAAACGGGACGAAUUACUACAGAGUUUUCGUUCGAUCGAGUGCUUAUUUGCAUUGUACUCGCCCGUGUUCCAAAAACAUAUUUCCGAGACAGAUUGCAAUGAGUGGAAUGAGUUUCACAAAGUUGCAAAAGAAGGCUUGAGACGCCUCAACAUAAUCAUUAAAGUUACCCUAGCUUGGGGUAACGAGGUGGUCACUCAUUACAACUUUGUAUCACAAUGCAGAGCUCACUGUGAGAAUCUCCGGGCUGUUGCAUGGUACAACAACGAGUGUCAGCCUUGGGCAAAGGUGGUCGAAAUCUUAAAUGCAUCUAUUCGGAUCAAAAUACAAAGGAAUGACGGGCGGUCAAAAGUGAGCGACUCUCGCAAUCCGAUUCUUCCCCAGGAUUUGGCCUAUGCCAAGCGUGCUUUGAAGGGGGACGUUACGUUUGUCAAUAAACCGACCAAGGAACUAUCUGAGGACUAUGGCUUCGAUCAGCAUGGGCUGAUUGUUCGACGGAAAUUUGCGGCAUCAUCCUUGUCUUCGUCAACAUUCCACGACUCUCCGAGGCUUAUUAUUGGAAACAACGACCAAGAUGGGUUCCCGAGGCCGACUGACCCGCGGUCGGCAUCCCAGCUGUCUUCACAAGCCCAACGUGAUAUUGCACGCGACAGCAAUGUGGCGCCGACCCCGUCCGGCCAGGGACCACCAUCGCUAUCGUCCCGUCCAAGGACUCCGGAAGCCAUAGACUUCGCGACAGAAUCGCCGUCGUCGCUGCGCCAGUGUUCAACCCAUACUUCCCCUACCGAGGACAAUAACUCAACCCUCAUUCCAUCGACUCCAUUACCGGCAUCGAGUGCGUCUUCAGCCGCUCCAGGUCUGACAGCUAACGAGACUUCGAGACAAUCGUCAAGUAGUUUGAUGGAAAUCUCGCCAUCGCGAUCAUCCAUAAGCGAAAAUAACAAUCAUCACGAGUGCACGCCUCUAACCACACUUAGUUCAGUACCACAUACGGUAGUGAAAAGUAUAGGUUGCAAUGAUGCUUCACGAUUGCCAGUUGCCUUUUCACCAUCAUCGCCGUCCUCGACAUCUUGCCAACAAUGCUCGCGAUUUGCCGAGUCGCCUUGUGUCAUCUCUGAUCCUGCAAUUCCUGCGACAGCACCAUAUUUAUCGUCAAUCUCACAUAGGCUGCUGCCGUCAUCACCACUCGCAACAACAAAGUUUCGUAAUUCAGAGCCCUCAUUAUCCCCCCCGGAAAAGUUUUCAUAUGAAGCCAAAUCAAAUAUGGUCGAAACGCCUGAGGUGGCCUGUUCAGAAGACGACACCGCCAUUGAGCAGGAGCCGUCACAUACUGCGACUGUUGCCUUCAGCUCUACAGUUAAAGCCACGAACAAUCCAACACGAUCACCUUCGACAGAUCCUAACCCGGCAUUUUUACCGCCCUCCGUAUCGCCGCCUUCCUCGUUCCACCACGAAAUAACCCAAACCCUGACGGCAACCUCUAAUUGCCGCGUCGAUGGCGCUGUCAAAUGCACCGUGGCUCCCUGUUUGCCUACGAAGCCUGAACUCGUUAGGAAACGACCUGGAUCCAAUUCACACGAGUCUUCACCGAAGAAACAAAAAGAGAAUGAUGGGGAUCCUACCACCGCAUUGGUUACACCACUUCGCCCACUAUCAGCGGCAGCUUCGGGGUCCCACAGGCUGGAUAGUCACGCCACAAUUAACUCAACUGAAUUGACUCCAUCUUCACCGACCUUGGCGGCAAACCCCUGGCUGAAGGAUGCCAUGUUAUCCUUGGACCGACUGGACAAAAACAAAUGGCUCAACGAUGCUAUAAUAAAUGCCUACAUACAUGUUUUGGCCAAGCGACAUGGAUUUUGUUUUUUGAACAGCCAUUUCCUGCAAUCUGUGCCGACCUUGUCGUGCAAGGCUGAGUAUGGGGAUCCCCUGGAGUCGGACUUUGUUCUGAUGCCUAUCUAUGAGAAUCACCACUGGUACCUCUUGGUCAUGUAUAAGUCAGACACUGGAGACACGGCCCAAAAUCGUAUUUUUUGUUUUCUCAACUCCCUAGAAUCGCACCCCCUGUCGUCUGAUACUUCUGCUCGAUGGAUACAAUAUCUCAAUAAUCUCGGUUAUCAAGGACUUGUCCGCCAAAGACAAGUCAAGGUCCCCCAACAGUCUAACAGCGUGGACUGCGGAGUCUUUGGCCUUGCGUUCGCCUACCAGAUCGUCGAAAAUCUUCAACAGUUCAUCGAUUCUGUCGAGAGCGGGGCGAGCCUGGGCUGGACGAUCGACGCAUCCAAGUGGCGCAGGCGUCUACGGCGUGAACUUGAGCUCGCAUACGGCCUCGAUUCCGCUGCUCCGGAUUUCAAAUUUAAGAACACCGGGCACGGCGAUGACGAAACCUGUGCAGAUGUGAUCCCGGCAUGCCACGCCUUCAAAGCUCCCAAAGCUUUGAAGCAAGCCCUGUCGUUAGCCACAGUUGCCUCUUUCGAAGCCACUGCUGUGGACCUCGAAAUAAGCCAUAACGGGACUAUGGCCAGUGUGUUUACUACCUCGAUGCCGCCUGAAUCAACAUUACUGCUAAAUAACGAUGUAACCAGUGUCUUUACCGAAACCUUCCCACAAUCGACGGCAUCCUCUCAAUAUUUGACAUCCAUGUCGCCUAAAUUUGUAGGGUCGUCAAUGACAUCGUCGCCAGCUACGCCUACUUCCCAAUCUGCCCCAGUGCAGAUCGUCACCAAGAAAGAGGGCCAGGCAUCGUCGAAAGAGGCUGCACAUAAUACAGAGGCCAGCGACAAACCGUUGUCGCACCAUACGUAUACACAAUCUUCGUCCUUGAAUACAACUGCGGCUGCCCUUUUCGAAGCCUUUUCAACUCUACCACGUGAAAAGAUCAAGAAACUUCAGGCUGUCAAUCCCGAGACCUUAAAUGAAGAAGUACAAAAGGCACUUUAUUGUACGCAUCGUGUACCUUAUGGGCCCAUUGAAGCCGUCAACUUCAAUUCAAGGGUGGCCGCUUCCGACUUCAGAUCAGCUCUAGCGCACCUGCCUCCGCUCCCCAACCUACAGCAGCUUCCACAAUCUAACUGCUUAUCCAACCCAACAAUGAAGCAAACCAGUUUCGUUACGCCGGACGGCGCCCAACAUCUCCUGUCUCCUGUCCCGUCGGCGGAUCAUCCUGAGAUGGCAUGCACAAUCCCGAACCCCUGGCAGGCGCAAAACCGCGUCCCGUCGACUAAUUCCACGAGACAAGGAAAAUUGUUGAUGAAAAUUUUCUCUAUUAUGAAUGCUCCAGCCCAGCAAUGCAGCAAAGGUAGCGAUUCUCUAGUGGAAGACGCAGCUGAAUAUUCACACAUUGUUAAUCAAGACCCUGUCCAAGUUAAAUUCACCAAAGAUGGCUGGGGUCCAAUAUUUGGGCAGGUAAAUUUCAUACACGAUCUUGAGCACGACCGAGUUUUCAAUGUCCCAGACAUCCCCCUCAUAGUCCCGCAGCCAGGAAGUCAGCUCGAGGCCGAUAUAUUGGAUUUUCGCACAAUGGGUUUCUCUCACUGGGAAGAUAACGUUGCGCGUGACCAAUGUUUGCUCUUGAAAGAAAAAGACUUCUGGAGCUCCGAGGGACUGGAUAUCUUUGCUUCGAUUCUGGAAAACGCGCAGCAAUUGAGAAGCUUUCUACGCUACUGGUUCGGGUCAAGGGUGUGCGAAAUCAGGCAUUGCUUAUGGUGGCGCUCAACAGGCCCCAAACCUAUCUAUCUAAAGCAGAACACAGGUCCAAAUGACGACCAGUGUCUGGCUUUCCACAUACUACCACGAGACACAAUCGUACGGUAUUUUGCCGGCUCUCAUACUGCAAGUUGGCCGGGAAUGGGGCAGGAGGGGUCGCCUCAUUUCACGAACUUCGGAGACGACAUUAAUUCUUACACAGGAACCACAUCGUCAGAUGGAAUCACAUUGUUCGAUCCCAAAAUCAACUUCAAAGUUGAAAGUGGCACUGUUAUGACCAUCGUGCUCGGACCAUCAAAUGCGUCCGAAGGCAAAGGUUGGGCCCGGUUGGAUGUGAAGGAUGCAGCUAAGCUCAAGGAGCUUCAGAGGAUCGAGAAGACGCUUGGUAUCGGCUGGAACCUGAGCUGA